GAGACGAGAAGAAGUGCGUACGACGAGGGGCUUCUGUGAUCCUCCAUCGCAACAGUUCUCUGGCGGUGGGCCUCGUCGCUUGGCUCGCACCUUCAAUCAAUUGGUCGUUCGAUCGAUCGAUCGAGCCCUCGCUCGCCCUCGCUCGCCCUCGCGCCUUCGCCUCGUAUUGAAACAACAAAAACGUGGUGACGAGAAGCAGGGAUUCUCGAGACCUGUGUUUCGGAAAGGGUGGCCGAAAGAAGUUCCAUAGAUACUUUUGCUGGAUGAGGCCAAAAGUGGUAUAUCCUCAAGGAAGAUGACCAGCUACAUGAUCUCACCACCCAAUCGUUCUGCUGCGCGAAUUUCUUCGUCUUCGUCUGGUUGUGUUUUGUUUUGAAGACUGAAAAGAUGAAGAGCUCCGCAGGUUUCAACCGCUGGGUUCGAUGGUGAAAUUAGAUGGAGUCGCUACCUGGCUGGCCUGGAUGAGUAACAACAUCUCGGGAAGUCCGGGCACACGCACAAUCGAGACUCGCUCGAGAGGGACGGGUUACAGCGUGCACCCAUCUUCAUCUUCGGAGAGGAGUAGUAGCGGCAUCAUCCACAUCAUUGCUGGGGAUCGGAUCGCUUUCAUGACGGAGCGAAUAAACCUAAAAGUGCGCGAGAACCCAUUUUCCAGUAGCAGACAAAAGGACCAAGCUUCGGCCUCUACCAGACAAGGCCAUGAUUACUCCCGCAUGCGGUACACAAUGUUGCACCAACGGAGAUGGAGAUGAAGAAGACGCCGAAGAGGAUAUAAUAUUACUUAUCCGAACUCCGUGUACAGAAACGUGGCUCAUCAAUAGGAAGUGGAAUCUAAGCCAAGUCGUUCACCACCUAG
Molecule: messenger RNA, 856 nt
Organism: Marchantia polymorpha subsp. ruderalis
Lineage: Eukaryota; Viridiplantae; Streptophyta; Marchantiopsida; Marchantiales; Marchantiaceae
Source: the annotation of a GenBank genome assembly